UAUUUGAUCAUUCGACGACUUGGCGAUUAGGGGAUAUGCAUGCGUCUCAUAUGCAUGCGUCUCCAAAAAAAAGUUGUUGUAAAAAGCCCCUUAGAAGAAAGAUAAAGGAAAAUGUCAGCCAUAUAUUCUAUGAUAAGUUCUAUUACACGGAAAAACAUUAUAUCACAGGAAAGCAAAAAAAAAUUUUCACUUUCAAGUGUUACUAGAAUUAAAGAAAUUAUUGAAACGAAGGAAGAAAAAGUUCUCACCAUCGAGGGUAAAAUUUCACACACUGAUAGUACUAAUUUAUUUCUGAAAAAUGAUGAAAAUAAAGCCUGUUCUAUUUGUUCGACUGGUUUGGAAGUGAAGCAUACAGAUGUCUUAAUAAUAAGUCAGUUUGUACGAUCAGAUGGUUGUAUGCUGCCACAGAGAAUUACUGGUUUAUGUAAAGUUCAGCAGGUUAGAAUGAGCAAAAUGGUUGCCAUGGCACAUAAAGCAGGUUUAUUGCCUAAUUUAAAACCAAGGAGUGACCUUAAAAGAGAACCAUAUCAGAGGAAAAAGUGGAAACAAUUUAAUACAUAUUUCGACGAAAAAACCAUCAAAACUAAGUAUAGAAUAUAACAAGAGUUUUAAUUGAAUUUUGUAAAAUUAAAUGUAAUACUUUAAAAAAUAAAGUUUUUUUUAUAAAUCAUAAA
Messenger RNA from Leptopilina heterotoma, 674 nucleotides. It is a transcript of the gene mRpS18A, whose product is annotated as 39S ribosomal protein S18a, mitochondrial. Gene Ontology annotation, molecular function: structural constituent of ribosome; small ribosomal subunit rRNA binding. Gene Ontology annotation, cellular component: ribosome; mitochondrial small ribosomal subunit. NCBI's taxonomy places the organism in Eukaryota, Metazoa, Arthropoda, Insecta, Hymenoptera, Figitidae. The record is from RefSeq and is a predicted model, not a curated record. Gene Ontology annotation, biological process: mitochondrial translation. The transcript is spliced from 4 exons. Bases 112 to 600 code for a protein of 162 amino acids.